Acanthoscelides obtectus is the source of this 648-nucleotide messenger RNA. The record is from the annotation of a GenBank genome assembly. NCBI's taxonomy places the organism in Eukaryota, Metazoa, Arthropoda, Insecta, Coleoptera, Chrysomelidae.
AUGGGGUUAUCGACAACCGAUAUGCGCGAAAUCAAGUCAACAAUCAUCAAUACCUUCAACGAAAAAUUUUUACAAGAAAUAGUGGGUAAAGUCGUACAACUGGUAGAAAAGCAGUUUGAAGAAAGACUUAACAGGAACGAGGAGGAAAUACAGACUCUUUGUGACAGGGUCGAGAAUUUGGAAAAGGAUAAUAGACGUCUUAUCAUAAAAAUGGACGAUCAAGAGCAAAUGGAGAGAUCCCAAAAUGUCAGAAUAUUUGGGCUGAAGGAAGAGGGAGCGGAAGAUUUGGGUAAUGUUAUAGUGGAUCUGUUUCAAAACAAACUGAAAGUAAACAUACAAGAAAAAGUUAUAGUCAAAUACCAUCGCAUACCAAACAAAAACUCAAAUAACAGUACGUCGGCCGUGCUGGUACGGUUCACCUCCAGCGAUUCACGGGCAUCGGUUUUGAAAAAUCGAAAACUGUUGAAAAACACCGGGAUUCGUAUAAAAGAAGAUCUGACUAAAUCGCGACUGAAGUUAUUUAAAAGAUGUAUUGAUUUGUUUACGAAAAACAAUGCGUGGAUUCUAAGAGGAAAUAUUUACGUAAAACAAAACAAUGAAGUUCAUCGAAUCGCCAGUGAUGAGGACCUACACAAAAUUAAUGUUUAA